This is a messenger RNA of Ogataea parapolymorpha DL-1, 627 nucleotides long. RefSeq lists its product as uncharacterized. The record is from RefSeq and is a predicted model, not a curated record. Bases 1 to 627 code for a protein of 208 amino acids. Gene Ontology annotation, molecular function: RNA polymerase I cis-regulatory region sequence-specific DNA binding. NCBI's taxonomy places the organism in Eukaryota, Fungi, Ascomycota, Pichiomycetes, Pichiales, Pichiaceae. Gene Ontology annotation, biological process: nucleolar large rRNA transcription by RNA polymerase I. Gene Ontology annotation, cellular component: RNA polymerase I upstream activating factor complex. The transcript has a single exon.
AUGAACGUCAACCUGAAUUCCAAACAAGCCCGAGCGCUCAAUAUAUAUGAGUCCAGUGCAGGAUACUAUACAACGGGAAGGUCACUUAAAUAUAAACUGAAUGACCCAGAGGCACUGGUAGACCUUGAUGGAUUGCCUCGUCUGAAAGACGGUGUUGAUAAGGAAAAAUACAAAACUCCGGUGGGUUACAUUUCUAAGGGGCGAGCCAUCGCACCAGACGAGCUUCUGUAUGGUGUUUUCAACGUAAGUCCUGAUGAUUUGAAAUAUUUGACGAGAGAGGAAAUCAAGGGGCACACUGGCGUUGAUCUUCCAUCGUCCGAGUUACUAAAAUCUCUGCAUUACUAUUUCGCUGAACGUAUCCAGAACGACCCAACUAUCCCUGAUAGCCAGAAGGACACACUUUUCACGCGCUUCUGUGACGGUUCUGCUUUGCUGGCGAUGGGUGUCCUGGUUGAAAAAUGGAUUAACGAUUUUGUGGGACAGCAAAGGGAUAUCCACAAGCACUUCAUGGAGCUGGACGAGGUAGAAGAUUUGACAGAUGUUCUGAAGCGGAAAAGACGUUUAGAUUAUUACCGCAGGAAGAGACUGAGAAGACAUCCUGAUCCUGAUUUAAGUCGAUCGACCUGA